UUUGCAUGUAUUUGUGUUUUUGUGUCGUUAGAUGAAUCCUCCUUAGAUGAUUCGGCCUUGAGCACCGAGUCUAGUGACCAAGUCUCUGAGAGUGCAGGUGCACCAGAGUCCCAGGCUGACCAGCCUAAACCGAAGCCACGACCUAGAAAAGAGGCUUCCUCACCUCCCUUGUCACGUUCUGAAGUGCCUGAGAGUAAGCCCACUGACUCACCUCGGGGUAAAAAACCAGUCCGAAAGGAACGCGAAAUAACCAGCGAGCCCCUACAAGAGGCUGAAUCGGCCCGCCUCAGUCCAUAUGACUUACCCAUGUCUAAAUUACCAUCGACUAGUACUGAGUCUAUCCACCAUGAAGGUACUCUGACAAGAAAACAUGACUGGGAGCACGAGAACAAGAAAGCCCACAACAGAUCAUGGGACAAGGUGUAUGUAGUUCUCAAUGGAAAUGUGUUGUCAUGUUACAAAGACAAGAAGAUAGCCAAACAGGAUCCUGGCAGUUUGAUCCACCAUGAACAACCAAUCAACUUAUCAGGUGCCCAGUGUAGCAGAGCCACAGAUUACACCAAACGGCCCCAUGUGUUCCGACUCAAGCUCACCAAUGGAGGAGAGUACCUGUUCCAUGCUAAAGAUGAUGGAGAAAUGGACUUGUGGAUUCAGAAAGUCAAUUCAGUGACAGGAGCAGAGGGCACAAGUGUUCCCUCCAAAUCUAUGACUCUUCCAGCUCGCAUGGAGGGCGAGAAGGAGGGCAAGAAAAAGAAAUCAGGCUUCCUUACUUUGAAGAAGAAAUAGACAACCACACUAUACUAGGACUUUAUUCUAUUGAAUCUCGGAGAGAGACGGUUUUAGAAAUGGAGAUUUGGAUUCAUAUUUAAACUUUUAAAAGUGUUGAAAGGGAUGUAGUAUUAAAAUGGAUUUUUUUAACUUAUUUAUAUUUAAAUUUUUUUGUACACUUUAAAUCCUUUAAACAGAUUACAUAAAAUCAAAUAAUUGUGUUAAAGAUUUCAUGAAAGGAUAUAUGUUUACUGUGUGUAGUCCAUUUUAAUGUAUCGUUAAGGUUGCCUCUUCAUUUUGUCACUUUGCUCCUUAUUGGGGUUUUCCUCUUGGCAUUUGGACCAAUUAAAUAUUUAGGUCUGAAUAUGAGUGAUUGAUUGCAUUAAAAAGGGCAUUUUAGACCUUUAUGUGUUGUGCUUCUAUUGCAAAUCCUCCUAGAUGAUUUGUCCUCAUCUGUGGUAUAUUACAUAACAUUUUCAUUAAGUGCCAUGAAGGAUGUGUGUAAGAAAUAGUCCUCAUCAGUGGCAGAAGUAGGAAUAUAGAGAGAAGUAGCCAUAGCUGAUGUAGAAUUUCAAUGUAUUCUGGGAAAUGUGCAUUAUUGGUGUCUUCGUCUACAGUCGUGAUUCCAUAUAACCAUGUAGAUAACGAUCAUAAAUGUUCUCUUUGAAGAAAUUCUGGAUUUUUUUCUAUUUGGUUAAUCUCUUAUAUGACUGCCUUUAUAAAUGUGUAUCUUUGCAUUAUGUAAUAACUGCACUUUAUGUACAGAUGUUGUUUAUACCUUUACUGAACAAUUAUAUUUCUUUUUAAAAAGUGAUUAUUUAAGAUUUUGCUUUCUAUGAACUAAAUUUGUUGUGCAGAUAAUAAUUAACAGAGCAGCUAGUUAUUGUUUGAAUAAUGCUUAUUUUGUAGUUGAGUUUUUGUUUUUUUUAUUAUAAAUCACUUCCCAAGAUAUAUUUGUCAGUUUUACAGUUCUGUAGAAGUAGUUCAUCACUUGUAGUUUUAACCACCUUCUUUAUCAGAAUGAGCAUGUAUAUCUGCUUGUCUAAAAAAAAAACAAGUCCUCUAUACCGGUCAUCUUGCCCUUCAGAAAAAUGUGUUACUUAGUGUCUCAUUAUUUCAUUUGCUUGAAAAGUGGUGUCACAUACAGACUUUAUGUUCAAGUACUUUUUAUUUGGCAUUCAUAAGGAUCCUUGUUCUUAGCUUGCUUCAAGGAAGGUGACAGGCUUCAGAUUUUUUUAAAAUAAUGCUUAAAUCAUGAAUCAGUUGAAAAUAAAAUGAUUGAAAAUUAUUAAA
Molecule: messenger RNA, 2061 nt
Organism: Saccostrea cuccullata (small rock oyster)
Lineage: Eukaryota; Metazoa; Mollusca; Bivalvia; Ostreida; Ostreidae
Product: spectrin beta chain, non-erythrocytic 1-like
Exons: 6
Molecular function (GO): phospholipid binding; protein binding
Source: RefSeq, a predicted model, not a curated record